AGCUGGACUGUUGGAGCCGCUGUGGCUAGAGCCGCUGUCGAUGGCCGUGCUGCGGAGUGUGGCCUCUCUGUGGCCACCUAGACGCCGGGUGCGCAAGCCUGGACUCUCUUCGGAAUGCACAGCGUUGUUGCCGGAGCCACCGUCAAUGCUAUGCUGCGGAGUGUGGUAUUUCUUUGCUCUCUGGCCCGGCCUGCCACAUGCGGGGCCACUGGGGCUGCGCUGUCGAAAACGAGUGACAGGUCCAUAUCGCCUCUACAUCGCCCCGUGCUUGCGCGGCUUCGUCGUGCCACGCCAGCGAUAGAGACCCAACACUUUCCAGCGCGGCGUGCCAUGCCCUCUCAAUCCCCGUUUGGAUGCCUAGCGAUAUGUGCACGUCCCCUCGUCGCUGCUUCCACGCGUGAGUAUGAAGGGCUGCGCACGCCGGCCGCGUAUCUGUGUGCGUCUGCGCCUAAGUCGGUGAUGAGGGUGCCAGAAAGCGGGCUGUCUUUAGCUACCGCCGCCCUUCCAUACUAUGCCCGCCCGCUAGACUCGAGUGCUUGCUCCUGCCUGUGCUCCUGCUUGUGUUGCUGAGCCCCGUACUGGAUUGGCGCGCAUGAUGUAUGGCUUCCUGUUGAGCGCGGCCCAAUGAAUGAUAGCGUUGGCGUUGGUGAUAACAAAUAAUGGAUAGUUGUUUUAAAGCGAUA
This is a messenger RNA of Kickxella alabastrina, 683 nucleotides long. RefSeq lists its product as uncharacterized. The coding region runs from base 115 to 570 and encodes 151 amino acids. The record is from RefSeq and is a predicted model, not a curated record. The transcript has a single exon. Lineage: Eukaryota; Fungi; Kickxellomycota; Kickxellomycetes; Kickxellales; Kickxellaceae.